Caenorhabditis bovis is the source of this 1470-nucleotide messenger RNA. NCBI's taxonomy places the organism in Eukaryota, Metazoa, Nematoda, Chromadorea, Rhabditida, Rhabditidae. The record is from the annotation of a GenBank genome assembly.
AUGGUUCGCUCGAAAAGCGACUAUCACAUUCUUGUGGCGCAGAAUUUUCUAUCCAACAUACGCGUCGGCGGCGAUAAUAGCGACACAAAUCGAUUAUUUGGCGGCAAAAAAUUUUCGAUUGCUCAAAAAUCGAAAUCGUCAAUGGAUUUCAAGAAUUCCGACGAAUGCUCACAGCAAAUCAUGAAGCCAAAUGAAUCAGCAAUAUCGAUUGGAACUAUAGGAUCAUUGAUGUCAAGACAGAGCCCAAAGCCAAACGACUCGUCGGAUAAUUUCACGCCAAAAAAGCCAUCAAUAUUCAAAAGAAUCGCCAAAAUUGUGAAUAACGAGGAGGUUCUAAUGGAAAUGACGCCAACUAGUAGUAAAACGCCAAUUCUCGAUCAUUUCACAGAAGAAUUGGAAUGGCGCGCGGAAUCGCCAUCUUCUAAUCAAUUCGGGUUUCUUCGAAGGCUGAAAAGCACAAUUACGCAUAAUGAUAGGUAUUAUAUAUGUUCGGAUGUGACUCGUGUCCCUCUAGCCGUGUUCUCGUACCUACCUAGUGGAUCCGAUUACGUCGAUCCGUUUAGUCCAGGAUUAUUCGGACCAUUGCCGAAUCGAAUGAGGAAUAAACGAGCGAAAUCCAUAUUUGGAAGUUCGGAUCGCGUUCGAAAUCAUUUCGGCACCGGAUCGAUUGAAGAACUCCGCCCGUUUGUGUUCAAGGAUCCCGAGGAUCACAUCAGUUUGUCGCAAAUGCGCCGAAAACGCAAUCCGUCGCCGUUCUUCACACUAUUCGAGAAGCCGAGCGCGAUUUUGGCGAAACGCGAUCGACGCGAGAGCAGUCAACGCGUUGAUUUCAUCGAUGAGCCGCCAACGACCGGCGAGAUUCCCGACAUUCCGCAAAUUGUUCGCGAGAAUUGCGAACGAGGCACAUCAUUGGAUUAUGAUGAGAAUGAUGCGGAAGUUAUUGAAGAAUAUGAUCCGAAAGUUUUUGAUGAGCUCAUUAUUGGAAAACGGACGAUUAUUCGAUUAAAUGGGUUUAUUGGAAGCACUAUUCAUUACGAGGCGCCAGAACGCGCGAAAAGUGUGAUGAAUGAGAAUUUCGUCGAGAAACAUCCGCAUAUUCAUCUGACAUUGAGCAAAUUGAAGAGUUUGAAGCGCGAAAUGCUUGAAUUGGCAAUCCAACAUAAUAUUGAUUAUUUGACAUUGGCGAUUGCCUAUGCAUAUUUUGAAAAAGUCGUGACAAAGGGUCAAAUUUCGAAGAAUAAUCGAAAAUGUGUUGCUGGCGUCAGCGUUUUGGUGGCGAUGAAAAUCAAUGAUUAUAGUAAAUCGGCGAUUAAAGCUUAUAUCGAUAGAGCUUCUGAGCAAUUGCGUGAGCCGAAAGAGGAAAUAUUGUCGUAUGAGCUUCCACUAUGCUCGGCGCUUCGUUUUCGCCUACUUCUUUCUAUUGAAGAGCUUCAACCGCAUUUGGAUAGGCUUCAAUUUGAAAUUUACUAA